CCUGACGAAUACUGUGUUCCUGCGUUAUCAGCGUCCGCUGUAGAGAGAGAGAGAGAGAGAGAGGGAAAAAGAAAUCCAAGCAUGGGCUUCAAGUGCUUCUUCGGUGCUUUGCUUCUGGUUGCGGGGACGACUAGCGGAGCCUCAGCUUCAACGGCUACGUCCUGCUCCUACGUCACGCUGAACAACAUACUGAACAUCGGCACCUGUGUUGGCACCAGUCUGGAUUCGUGCAGCAAUACAUCAGCAAGUAGCCCAGUAUCCGGACUUGUCAAGCUGCUCAAUUGCACCAUCCAAGGCAUCUUCCAGUAUGGCUCACCACAGGGAACUCUCGAAGCUCUGGUACCUCUGGUUGUGUUAAUCACUAACCGAUUGGGACUGCAAGGCGUCAACCUUCCCAUCCUGACCGGCAUGAAUUUGUGUGGAUCGAUUCCUUGCUCGGAUUUCUUCGUGAAGAACGACACGUGCCUGGGCUCAAUCGACAUUGCGGUGUCUGGUCCUCAAAACAUUAGCAGUUGCACUGGAGACGUCGCUAUGCUGUGCACUGCUGGAUCUCCGACUACCUCAGACCGUCCGACGACAGACCGUCCGACGUGGUUCGGAGCCAAGGAACGCAUGACGGACUGCAACGACAUCACGAAGGCCUACCGCCUGGCUCGGACGACGCUUCCAACUCCCCCCGAGGCUGAGUCGAGCGGAAGCGGUACUACUGAGACAGCUCCAGACUGGUUUGCUACCGAGUCUGAGACUGAUGCAUCGCAUGUACCCCGAGACAUACCCGACCGAUAUGUGUAG
Molecule: messenger RNA, 792 nt
Organism: Dermacentor silvarum
Lineage: Eukaryota; Metazoa; Arthropoda; Arachnida; Ixodida; Ixodidae
Exons: 8
Coding region: 82-792 (236 amino acids)
Source: RefSeq, a predicted model, not a curated record